This is a messenger RNA of Pyricularia pennisetigena, 273 nucleotides long. RefSeq lists its product as uncharacterized. Lineage: Eukaryota; Fungi; Ascomycota; Sordariomycetes; Magnaporthales; Pyriculariaceae. The record is from RefSeq and is a predicted model, not a curated record. The transcript has a single exon. Bases 1 to 273 code for a protein of 90 amino acids.
AUGAAGUUCUCAUCCACCCUCGCGGCCCUCGCCUUUGCCGCGGCCGCCACAGCCGCCCCCAGCAAGACGGAAGCGGAAUCGCCCAACCCGGUGGCCGUCGCGCCGCGCCAGGUCACGAGCGGCGCUGGUUCGUCAUGCAACCCCGGCUCCUACCAGUGCCGAAACGGAAACAGCGACAUCUACGUCUGCAACGGCAGCCGUAGCUGGCAGCUUAGCGCUCGGUGCAGCGCGGGCAGGUGUGUCCAGGCGAACGGAGGUGCCUACUGCACUUGA